GACGGUCUUGACAAAAAAAGUAGAAAUCGGGAGUGAUUUGGCAGCAAAGACGGAGGCAGGGUUCAUGCAGGGUCGCGUCCCCGGUACUUUCGAGGAGACAGUUUUUAGCUGGAUUCCAUUAGUUUUUGACCCAUUUUUCACUGAGACUCAGUAUUUCUCCUACUGUUUGAGGCUUGUGGAGAGCGCUGUAACCAACAUUUAGACCUUCAUGUUGGGAAAUACAGCAGUAACACUUAUAUUUUCAAAAACCUGAGCCAAACCACGCACUCCAAAUAAGAAAAAAAAUGAUCACAGUUGAGGAAGGAAAUAUUAUAAAGCCUUUAUUUUAGUGACAGAAUCAUUUAAAGGACAUUAAUUCAGAACUCUAACAUGUUUUGACCUUGGGCCGUACUCAGUCUGAGGUCCUUUUCCUCUGAUGUCACUCUCUGUCAUACAGCUGUGUUCCAGGUGUGUCCCUUAAACGCAACCGAUCUGACAAAUUGCUGUCAUUGUACUGCUGCUGCAUUUAUCUGCAACUUGUAAAGAUGAUGGAUGCUGAAAAUCUGCAGGGACAUUGGGCCAAAUGCAAAAGUAAAACAAAAGAUUUGGUAUCCAGUUUGCCAACUUCCUGACUAAGACUACUGAUUGAUAGUGUUACAGGACUUGACUGUAAAAGGUGUAAAUGAUAAAAUAUCGACGCACAUCUGGGACACAUUCAUUUAAGCCUGGAAGUGUAACACACUGGAAGUAAUCAAACACUUAUAUGAGCUCGAAAGUGGUUAGAUGCUAACGUUAGCUAAUGUUGAUCAAAUGUGUUGUUUUACCUUGAAAUAUGACCUGAUGCCCCUCCAGAUCGUCCCAAUCAAUCAUCUCUUCAGUUAUUGAUCAAUAGGGAAGCGUUGGAAUGAUUGCACUGUAUUGUACUUUAACACAAUGCGUCUAUGAAUCCAGAAGGCUUCCCUGUGUCCCCUCCCCUGACCAAAGGCUCUGUUGUUUCCCCAGUAAUUAAGAAAAUGAUCAAAAUCAUGAUUAUUGCCAAGUAGCUCUUUACAUGCUUGGUAUUUUGGUUAAUAAAAAUAAACACUGUAAGCUGAAAAUAUAUAGAGGAAGUUUCAGUGCAAAAAGCAUGAAUAGAAAAUAGAGACUCGAUGAUAAAAUAAGAAAAAAUGUAAUCUGGUCGCUGAUUGUGAGAGUUUAGUUUAAGGCUCUUUUUCUGAGCUUUUCCCUUGAAAGAAUCGCUCUGUCUGAAAACAGCAAAAGAAAUAAAAAAGAAGAAGAAAAGAAUAAAAACCCUUAAAAUGGAAAAUCCAAAUAAUUAAAGACUUUUUCUUUAGGGGGUUGUGAGAGGUGUUUGGAGGCCACGGACUCAUAACUUCAGUAAUUGUGGCCACCUCCUCGGUCUAAUGAGAUGGUUAAUAUGCAGCAAAUUCCUCCCAGAUCUCCUGCAAUCAGGUCAUUAUUGAGCAAAUGAGCCGUGUGGGUCAUUACAGGGCAGUGAGGAGCUGCAGUGCAAUGUGAUGUCCAUAUUUUGCUUCUGUAGCCCUCACCGACCACUCUCGGUUCUAAAGAAGUAAGUCAGUAAGUAAAGUUUUCUGCUGGUGUUGUAGCAGCAGAUGUCUGUCCUCACCGCUUCCCUGCCUGCACUUGCCUCCGCAGGCAUUUGGAGAGCCUGAGGGGGAGAGAAGGAGGGGAGUCCCUCAGAAAUGUUGUACAGUCACUUUUUGUGAAGGGAUUACAGUGCUCCCUCUCGUUCCCAUUGGCUUGGCCCGCAGUGACAGUGUUGUGGUGAUGAGUGGCUGACAUGCCCAGCAUCAUCCUUAACAAGCUUCCAACUUGGUCCUCUGUGACUCCCAUUCAUGCGCCCGGGCUUUGCGCUUUAUGCACUUUUUGCCGCUCCACUUUGUGCAAAUGCUUCAGCCAAUUCGCAGUUGCGCUUCCCAGUGUCUCCUCGCCAAAGAGGCAGAGAAAAUACUUCUCUGCUGAAUCCCUCUGUGGCGCCUCUCCACCACUUUUUUUUUUUUUUUUUUUUUUUUUUACGCACGGAGAGGAGCUAUGCGCUUCUUGGAGACUUGAUUUAAAGUGGGACCGGCGCGUGUUUUAAUUGAUGAAUGUGUCACUUCAUCAAUUUUCUGACAUGGCAAAACCUUUAGAUCACAUCAAGAGACCCAUGAACGCGUUCAUGGUGUGGUCCAGGGGCCAGAGGAGGAAAAUGGCCCAGGAGAACCCAAAGAUGCACAACUCAGAGAUCAGCAAGAGGCUCGGCGCGGAGUGGAAGCUGCUCUCCGACUCCGAGAAACGUCCGUACAUCGACGAGGCCAAGCGGCUGCGGGCUCAGCACAUGAAGGAGCACCCGGACUACAAGUACAGACCCAGGCGCAAACCCAAGAGUCUCCUGAAGAGGGACCGCUUCGUUUUCCCGCUGCCGUCUUUACUCGGGGACGCCGCGGAGCACCUGAAGGGAUUUUCCAUGGACUCCUUUCUCGUCCCCGGGGAUAAAGCCAGAGCUCUCCUCGCCCCCGCCUCCUCCUCCGCCUCGUCCUUCCCGCUGCUGGAGCCGGUGGCGCAGUUCAGCACCGGAGCUGUCCAGCGGAUGGCGGAGCUGCCGCACACUCUGGCCGCCGGCGCGCUGCCCUUCAGCGCGCACGCGUUUGGAUACCAGACUGCAGGGAUCGGGGGUCUGGCGUGCCCCGGACAGCACACCCACACCCACCCGUCCCCCUCCAGCCCCGGGUACGUGGUGCCCUGUAACUGUAGCGCAUGGUCCGCGGCCAGUUUACAGCCUCAGGUGGCCUAUAUUCUCUUCCCUGGAGGGAUGGCCAAGAGCGGCAUGGACUCGUACACCUCACCCAGCUCCAGCGUGUGACAGGCCGGAUGCACUUCGGAGA
Messenger RNA from Acanthopagrus latus (yellowfin seabream), 2864 nucleotides. RefSeq names its product transcription factor Sox-14. The record is from RefSeq and is a predicted model, not a curated record. Lineage: Eukaryota; Metazoa; Chordata; Actinopteri; Spariformes; Sparidae. The transcript has a single exon. Gene Ontology annotation, molecular function: RNA polymerase II cis-regulatory region sequence-specific DNA binding; DNA-binding transcription factor activity, RNA polymerase II-specific. Bases 2084 to 2842 code for a protein of 252 amino acids. Gene Ontology annotation, biological process: negative regulation of transcription by RNA polymerase II; anatomical structure morphogenesis; positive regulation of transcription by RNA polymerase II.